This is a messenger RNA of Toxoplasma gondii ME49, 2351 nucleotides long. Its product is annotated as 3'-5' exoribonuclease csl4, putative. The transcript has 6 exons. Lineage: Eukaryota; Apicomplexa; Conoidasida; Eucoccidiorida; Sarcocystidae. The record is from RefSeq and is a predicted model, not a curated record. Gene Ontology annotation, cellular component: nuclear exosome (RNase complex); cytoplasm. Gene Ontology annotation, molecular function: RNA binding. The coding region runs from base 537 to 1346 and encodes 269 amino acids. Gene Ontology annotation, biological process: RNA processing.
ACUUCAUCCUUGAGUGGGAUCUUGGCUUUCUGUUUCUUAUCUUCAAGAUUUUUUUCUGAGAUAUAGAGGGGAACCGGAGCAGAGACGUUUUUCAGAGGUGGCCAGGCCACUGUGCUACCGCGGUCAACGGAACUACGAAUAACAGAAAAGGAGAUUUUCAUCCCAAUUCAUGAGGACUUGUUGACUCCAAAUGUGCUUGCGAGUACCUAUUCAAAAAAAAACGUUUCUUUUAUUGCGGAAUCAGAAACACGUCUACGCCGGACCAUUUGUCGCCGAAAUUCUGAUUAUGCAAGGGCGCUGCCAGCGUUUCCAUACCACAAAGUGGAACAGGCGUUGGAAAAUCCAAGAAAGAAGUGUUGCGUCCGAAGCGCUUGGAGUUUGUCCCGAUUGCCAGUUUUUAUUUAUACUUCGACAUUGAAGAGCUGAUUGCAAUUGAUCGUUUUAAGUAGAGUAGCUUAUGCGACGAUGCUCUUGUGAUCCCCGUGACCCCGUUAGCGCCUAGGUGUUCCCCUCCUUCCGUCCCGCCGAUCUUCUUCAUGGAGGCGAACGUCCCGUCGCUUCAGCAUUCAGGGAUGCCCCUCUUGCCGCCGGGGCUCCAGGGACGCAACUCUCAGCAGGGUAGCCUUCUGUCUGCUAGAGGAUCAGGCACGGUGGCACCGGAAAAUCCAACGUGGGAGGGAACAUCUGCGGGUCGCGUGCAGGCGUCACCAGCCAAGCCCGUGUCGUCCAGGAGUGUGCGGACGCCUGGUGAGCGUCUCAGCAGUACAUCAGAGUAUGCAUGUGGUAGAGGAACCUACGUUAAGGACGAUUUCAUUUAUGCCGCCGUUGUUGGAAUCGAACAGAUCGACCAUCCGACUCCCCGUGGGCAACCGACCACCAUCGAGGGAAGAGGUGGACAAAAACGGGCGGGUGGACUCCCCGUGCUUUCCGUUGUUCCCUUUGCGAAGUCUGCGUCCGUCCUCCCCACAACAGGGUGUUUCGUCCUUGCUCAGGUCGCCAAAGUAGCUCGCCACCGCGUUGAGUGUUCCAUUCUCGCCGUCGAUGGACAUACUUUAGCGGAGCCGUUCCGCGGGUUCAUCCGGUCGCAGGAUAUCCGGGAAACUGAUGUGGACUCCGUCGACGUUCUGGAAUGUUUUAAGCCGGGGGAUGUCGUUCGAGCAAAGGUCAUCUCAAUGGGAGAUGGCCGCUGCUACGUGCUCUCGACGGCCUCGGCAGAGCUUGGCGUGCUCUUCGCUCAAGGCAAGGAGGGCGGUCAACUGCAGCCUGUCACGUGCACGCUCAUGCGUUGCGAUAUUACUGGGCGUCUUCAGAAAAGAAAGGUGGCCGCUCCAGUUUUGCUUUCGUAAUCUCACACUGUUCCGCUUUGCUACAACGGCGUGUUAAUGCGGAUGAAGGAUUCUCUAGAAAACAAAACGACCGAGACAAUUAUGCACCCUCGUUAGCUUAUUUGGUGGAUCAUCACUCAGGAUACGAGCAUGUGCUCCUUGAUCAUCGGUAUGAUUCUUUCCCCGACAGAGGGCACUUGAGGUCCAUCCUGCAGGGACACGGGGUUCAACGUGAAGCACGUGUUCUUUCACGUGGGACCGCUGUUGAUCUUUUUUCAGGGAAAUUUCUUUCCCGCUUACUCAAAUUACCAUGUCUUCUAACUGUCGGAUGUAGGCGCCUGCUUGCUUUCAAUUUCUUUCGCCUGCUUGCGGAUGUAAUGGUGCAGGAAGUAAUUUGAUUAGUUUUACAGCGAUGAAUCGAGAUUUAAACUCUCUAAAGUUUCAGCGAAUGAACGCAAUGUCUCCUGUAUUCCCGAGAUAUGCCAUGCACUGGAUGUAGUCAAGCUAGUACCAGCAGCGAUUCUGCUUGUGUUGAUUCAUAAAUGGCUUCAAUAACUCGCCUUGAUUUGCCUGGUGUCUCACUUUUCAUGCCAAACCUUAAGUAGUUUCAGCGAGUAACGUCAAAGCACGAGCGCCGACAUGCAUCAGUUUUCUUAACAGCAGCGUUUUUUUAACAGUUCCCUGUGGCAACGGAAACGCAAACCACUUAACACCGAUAAAGCGUGCUAUCAUUACUUUGUCAGGCGUUAGAUUUGAUAUAGCCUUUUGACGUGGCAGCACGUGUUACAGUUGUUUCAUCGAGUGCUUAAGGGUGGCACCUGUGGGGAAAGCAGUUUUUGCAUUCAGACAAGUCACAGUGCAGCUUACACAAGGCAUCAGGAAAACCAGGUGCUUUCACACUGGCAUGAUCUGUAUAAGGCUGGAGAAAAGCUCGUGACAAUCCCUGAUGCUUCGCCAGCUCCACGUUCCGCACAUAUAUCAGUAAAGGAGCAACUAUGUAUAUGGGGAGGUGUAAGAAGAGCGGGG